Messenger RNA from Notolabrus celidotus (New Zealand spotty), 8889 nucleotides. RefSeq names its product epidermal growth factor receptor pathway substrate 15-like 1a (gene eps15l1a). Gene Ontology annotation, cellular component: plasma membrane; clathrin coat of coated pit; cytoplasm. Gene Ontology annotation, biological process: endosomal transport; endocytosis. The transcript is spliced from 26 exons. The coding region runs from base 54 to 2852 and encodes 932 amino acids. NCBI's taxonomy places the organism in Eukaryota, Metazoa, Chordata, Actinopteri, Labriformes, Labridae. Gene Ontology annotation, molecular function: cadherin binding; calcium ion binding. The record is from RefSeq and is a predicted model, not a curated record.
GGAGUGUUGCCUUGGAGAGGGAGGGUGGGUGCGUUCCCUCAGCAACAGGGAAGAUGGCAGCUCUCACAUCUCUCACCCAGUUGUCAAGCGGGGCCCCUGUUUAUGAGAACUUCUACAGACAGGUGGAUCCUGGGAAUACGGGGAGAGUGGGACCAACAGAAGCUGCCUUGUUCUUAAAAAAGUCUGGACUCCCUGACGUUACUUUGGGAAAGAUCUGGGAUUUGGCGGAUCCUGAUGGCAAAGGCUUUCUUGACAAACAGGGGUUCUAUGUAGCUCUGCGGCUGGUGGCCUGUGCUCAGAGCGGUCAGGAAGUCAGUCUGUCCAGCCUCAACCUCACUAUCCCUCCCCCAAAGUUUAAGGACACCAGCAGUCCAUCCCUAAGCAGCACAGUGUCACUCCCCACUGAAUUACCCUGGGCUGUUAGGCCUGAGGAGAAAGGUAAAUUUGAUGGGAUUUUUGAGAGUUUGGCUCCAGUCAAUGGCCUGCUGUCUGGAGAGAAGGUCAAACCAGUCCUGAUCAACUCAAAGCUACCUCUGGAUAUCCUUGGGAAGGUUUGGGACCUCAGUGACAUCGACAAAGACGGCCAUCUAGACAGAGAUGAGUUUGCAGUGGCCAUGCACCUUGUGUACCGGGCCUUGGAGAAGGAGCCUGUUCCUGCACUCCUUCCCUCUACCCUUGUCCCUCCAUCUAAGAGGAAGAAGAGUUUGGGCUCGGUGGCGAGCUCUGCGCCUGGACUGCCUGCUAGUCCUCCUCCUCCAAAAGACUCACUGCGCUCCACACCCUCUCAUGGCAGCAUGAACUCACUCAACAGUACCGGCAGCCUGUCGCCCAAACACACACUCAAGUCUGGACCGCAUUCGGUGUCCUGGGUGGUCCCAGUGUCAGACCGUGGUCGCUAUGAUGACAUCUUCUUGAAGACUGAUGCUGAUCUGGAUGGUUUUGUCAGUGGACUUGAAGUAAAGGACAUCUUUAUGCAAUCUGGAGUGUCUCAGAAUGUCCUCGCCCAUAUAUGGGCUCUGUCAGACACCAGGCAGAUAGGCAAGCUGACCAGGGAGCAGUUUGCCCUCGCAAUGUAUCUCAUCCAGCAGAAAGUGAGCAAAGGCAUCGAUCCUCCUCAGGCCCUGACUGCUGACAUGAUCCCUCCCUCUGAAAGAGGCACACCUGUACCAAGUAUGUCAGGAUACAUGACUCCUGUGGGAUCAGAGAUGGCUGCUCUGUCUGAGAUGAGACGGGAUAGCUCCAGUUCAGUUGGUUCGGGGGAGUUCACUGGCAUCAAGGAGUUGGAUGACAUCAGCCAGGAGAUAGCUCAGUUACAGAGGGAGAAGUACACACUUGAACAGGAUAUCAGGGAGACAGAGGAGGCCAUCCGACACAAGAGCGCAGAGGUGCAAGAGAUGCAGAGUGACCUGGACAGAGAGACGGCCAGCUUGCAGGAACUAGAGGCUCAGAAACAAGAUGCCCAGGACCGUCUAGAGGAGAUGGACCAGCAGAAACACAAACUGGAGGACAUGCUGAAUGAAGUGCGGAUAAAGUGCCAGGAAGAGUCUCAGAUGAUCUCAACCCUCCAGAGUCAGAUCCACUCGCAGGAGUCCGACUUGCUGACCCAGGAGGAAGAGCUGAGCAGAGCAAAGGCCGACCUGGGCCGGCUGCAGCAGGAGGAGAACCAGCUGGAGCAGAGCCUGGCUGCUGGCAAGAUCCAACUUGAGACCAUAAUCAAGUCCCUGAAGGCCACACAAGAUGAGAUCAACCAGGCCCGAAGUAAGUUGUCCCAGAUCCAGGACAGCCAACAGGAAGUGUCUAAAAGCAUUGAGCAGUACAACAGCACUUUGAAUGGAACCCACGGAGGCAGCAUGACCAACCUGGCUGACAUGAGCGAGGGAUUCAGUGACAGAGAAAAUGGAGGAUUCCCAGCCAUGGUGAGAGCAGCAGAGGAGGAUCCCUUCAAAGUGAAGCCAUCUGUGUUCAACAACCAGCCUCAGGAACUUCCCCCUGACCCCUUCCACUCUGAGGACCCAUUCAAAACAGAUCCAUUCAAAGGUGACCCUUUCCAAAAUGACCCCUUUGCAAAGCAACCAACAGCAACCACAGAUCCUUUUGGAGGAGACCCAUUCAAGGAGACGGAUCCAUUUAAGACAUCAUCAGAAGACUUCUUCAAAAAGACUACAAAGAUGGAUCCUUUCUCCACACCAGACCCCUUCAGCAAAAGUGCCACAUUACCCAAGCAAACUGGUCACUUCACAAGCAGUGACCCUUUCUCUUCAAACAACCCCAAACCAAAAGGACCAGAUCUGUUUGGCACACUGGACCCGUUCGGCAGCAGUUCGUUCAGCAGCGGCAGUAACAGCUCUUCUGGAUUUGCAGACUUCAGCCACAUGUCAAAACCUAGAGACCCGUUUGAAGGCAGAGCCAGCUGGCUGCCAGACUAUCAGAAGUCUGUGUUUGUGGAUGACCCAUUCAGCCGCAAGAAUGACACCCCAGCUCUGCCACCAAAGAAAAGUGUUCCACCCAGACCUAAACCACCGAGUGGUAAAAGUACACCAGUGAGCAUGUCCGGCCCAGCUGACCCCUCCAAACCAUGUGACCCCUUUCAGCCAUUCGGCAGCGACCCCAUCGACCCGUUUCAGAGUAAAAAGGGACCUGUGGACCCAUUCAGCAGCAAAGACCCCUUUGCACCAUCUACAGCAACAAGACCUGAAAAAGUCAAGUUUGGUAAUGAAGCUCAGCAGUUGGAGUGGGCUAAGCGGGAGAGUGAGCGAGCAGAGCGCGAGCGGCUGAAGCGGCUCAGACAGCAGGAGCAGGAGGACCUGGAGCUGGCGAUUGCUCUCAGUAAGGCCGAGAUGUCCAACGCAUGACAUGGAAUCUCCACCACAUCCUAAUACACUCACAGUGCGUAGACAGGCUAACAUGCAGACAAAACAUGACUGACAUUCUGACACAAAGCACAUCACUGGACUAACUCUUGAGUGUUCCUAUAAACUCUGCUCUACACACAUACAUACACACAAAUACACAGCCAUGCACCACCAAUAUUCACAUACCCACACACUCCAUAACUUUGUCUGGUUUCUGCCUGCAUCACAAAAAGACAGCAAAUCAGAGGGCCCAGAACUCAUCACUGCAAAUCUCUCUGCUGACAAGCGGAGACGGAGAACCGAAGGAUGAAGAAGAGUAGGAGGAGGCACAAAGAGGUUUGCAUGAAAACAGACAGAUGCACUGUGUAUAUGCACUAUAGUGGCUGAAUAGUACUGAAAAGAAUCCAUUCACUGACUGGACUGAGUGGGAUGGUCGUUCUGUUGCUGACAGAACACCUUGACAGUUUGAAUUUCAGUGUGCGGUGUUGCAAAGAAAGAAGCUGCAGUGAAGAAAAAUAACACUACAAUCCAAACUGCCAAGGUAUUUAUUUAAAGGGAUUUUUGUUGCUGAUGUGUUGAAAUGACUUGGAUAUAUCAUUUGGCUACUGAUGGUAUAGAUUGUAUCAGUAUUUAGUUCUGAGUUGUUUUGCUGAUAAGAAGAUGAUACAGAAAGAGGUAUUACGUGUGUGUGUGUGUGUGUGUGUUUAUGGAGAGGCAUUGAGAAGACUGGAUUUUACACUCAGGAUGGAGAAUUUUCAAGGUACAGUCCUCUCCUUUUAUUUCUUUUUAAGGAAAUACUUUCACUAACCCAGAUUUUAAAUACGAGUCUCCGUCUGACUGUGGGAGACUUGAAGAUAUUUUUUCCCCAAAUAUUAUAUACCUCCAGAGUCUACCAUAACAUGACAGACCCAAGCCCUGCAGCCCGAACAAAGCUGGAUAUUUAGCCUGUCAAAGCAGACAACUCAGACAUUCAGGGGGCCAGCAGGCUCCAGGUUCACUGUGCCCUUUAGUUUGUGAUUAUUUAUUGAAUCCCUAAAUUGUUAGGGAAUAUAAUGUGCACCACUGGAGCAUGAUACUCACUAAAAAUGAUUAAGGCCUCAAGGUGCUACAUAUAUGAGGGAUCCCGAGUUCAAACUUGAGCCCAAGUCAAACUUGAACUUAAAAAAAACAAUGACAUCAUUAGAUGUUUUUGUGCAUCUUCAAGGUCACAGUUAUUGGUAUUGUUGUGUUUCCAUGGUGCAUAUAUUUAAACAGAUGUGGGCACAAUCAAUUCAACACAGGAACAGGAGAACAGGAGCCUGCUUUUACUUUAGGACCACAGUGGAUUAAUCUGGCCUGUAGUCUAGGCUGACUGUGUUUUACGCUCAGCAAAGACACUCCCCUUCUCUGUCUCAAAGGCUCAUCCUGUGUGAAACUGAAAAGCUGUAACCAACUCUACUCUGAUAUUCUCACAUUUCCCUUUUAUUAUUUUAUUGUGGGAGGAUAGAAAAAUUACUGCUCUUAAACUGUGUUUUAAAAAAAAUGAUGAAGAUCCAUUACACUGGUUCCCUUUUAAUGUGACAAGUACCUGACAAGUUAAAUACAGUUUGAGAUGUCAGCAUAUCCUGUGGAGCAACAGUAACAAAAUUGUACAGAUAUAUUUUCGUUGUACAGAAGAGAGUACUGCCGAGGGUUUGUAGUGACACCCUGCAGUACUUUCUCUCUGUUAAGUGUAUAUAAAAAAAACAGAGCUAACUAUGCCUCUUCUGGACAGCUGUGCUUUGAUCCUGAUGCUGUGAUGUUACACUACAUCCUACGAUUGAAAAGCAAGAUGAGGGAAAUCGUUUUUCUAUUUUACUUUAACCUUGUUUUCUUAUGAGAGAGUGAGGAUUUUAAUAAAUUUUAUUUAAGUAGCUUGUUAUUCUUUUAUUACUUUGACAUGUUUUUGUUUUAAAAGAACAUCCAAUUUAUUGUAGUCGUUUUGUGAUAUAAUUUGUAGAUGAGUAUUAGCCACUCCAGUGCUCUACAGACCAGCAACAAAGCUGCAGAGGGUUUGGAAAGGUUUGAAACUUGCUGGUGUCAUUGGCUGGAUUUUUUGAAAUAGUGCUAUUUCUGAUGUGUCAUAGUUUAAUGCUCCAACAUGGACUUAACCACUCAUCAUGUUUUUAUUUGACUUGUCUCUUUUACUUGAAGUGGCAGAUUACAUUGAGUGAGUGAGACAAACCAUUUAUGAUGAUUCUUGCCCUGCCAUCAGAUUCUGCUCAGAAUACCUAUGUUCUCCCAAAUGUCACCUUAAAUGGGGACAAAGUUUUUCAUUUGUCAUUACCAUAACUUGGUAAUCAUUAAGAAAAAAAACAGUCUUAUAAUUUGCUUUGUUGAAGCCAAGCUUGUCCAUAUAGUGAGUGUUCAUUAUUGAGAACAAAUGUAACCAUUAAAAGUACUAUAGUCUCAAGACUGUCAUACAGUACGAUACAGUGCUGGGUGCCUGAUAGAACUCAAACAUUUCAGUUACUCUAGUCUCUUCAUUGAACUUUGUGCAGAGGCCUAAGCACAUAGCUGAUGUGCACCUCCUCUAAAAUGUAACUGUGCGUCAAAUUGAUGCAAAUUGAUCACAAGCCCUUUGACUGGUCCACUCGGCGAUAUUGUAUUUCCCGCAUUUACAGCACAUCAGCCGUGUAUUUAAUCUCCUCUGACGUGUCCUCUCUAUUCUGUAAUCAUUGCUGUAUGAUAAACAGUAACAUGUAUCAGCUGUAGAUUAACUUAAUACGCUCUGAAUUGCUGAGGAAAAGUUAACAGAAAACUGCCCUCAAGCGUUUCAGUAUUGCUGCGUGACACAGACACAUUGACAUGUAGUGCUCACGUCCGCGUCGACCACUGCUGCGUAGGGUCAAGGCAGAAGUUUAAACCAGCCUUAAGGGAUUAAAAACAAUUAAUGUUUUAUAAUCAGAGGAGCCAGAUUUUUUUUAUUUCACCUUAAAGUUCCUGUGAGGAGUUUUCAUCUGCUCACGGAUCAAAUUGAAAUUAAUACUAAAGCCUUUAAAUGAACUACAAAAGCAAACAACAGCACUAAAGUUGAAUUUUUCUUUAUAGUCUUCAGAGUCAUUUCUGACAUGUUAAACUACUGCCUGCGGGAAGUGUCAGUUGCACUGAAAAACAUUCUUUUUUACAUUUUCCCAUUCAAAAAUGUCUGAUAUCCAACACAUAUCCAGUUUUCCAACAACAUUUUUUUGUUGGAAAACUGAAAGUUCCUCACAGGAGCUUUAAAUGUCAACAAAUUAGUUGUCCACUAUCUGUGGAGUAAUCUCAACAUCCCUCCAGUAACAAGUUCUUUGAUUGCCUACUGUACUGAAAUGUUGUGUUUUCAUCGUGUACCCAUCCAAGACUGUAAUAAAUAAUAUGAUGGUUGUAGACAAACACUAAAUUCUUUGGAUUAAAAUCCACAAGCAUAUUGUGAUGAAAAUGGUUGUGUAACUGCUAAGACAGUUUGGUAGUUUUGGGUCACGGCAGCCUUAGAAGAAGGCUUUGGCUGGUACAACAAAAUUACCUCAUUUUACUUAAGGUUACAGUUGGUCCUCAAGAUGAUGGUAAGAAGGACCUCAACAGUAGAAAAGCUUCGAACAAUUCAUACCCCUGGAUAUAUACACAUGGGGAACUGCCUGUCUUGAUGGUUAGAAUGUUAAAAAUCAGUAUAAUAUGACUCAAUUGGAAGGAAGGGUUCGAGUCAAAGUUUGCGUGCAGCUCCUGAUUCUUCCCGAUAGAAAUGAACUGCCUCUCCCUUUCAUUUUUUGUCUUGUUUACAUAUCAUGAGUAUUUACUUUGUUAUAGAUGUUACAAACUGAGUACCUACAGGGGGCCCCUGGCGUAAGCCUCCCUGAGCUGUGAACAGAUAACACCUCCUGAAGAGCCUCUAUCUGCUUCUGAGUCAUUAAACACACACUGGCUUUGAAUCUCUGCCAUGCUCCUGUCACAUUGUAAUGAAACUUUGCUAUAUGAAGGACCUUUUUUUGCCAUUCUACAUGAAAACUUUUGGUGCUUUUUGCUGUCAGUUUAUAAGCUAGCUUGUUGUAAGAUUAUAUCAGUAAGUUUCCCCAAUGAUUACCCAAGAGAUUUGAAGUGCCACAUAAGGAGUUAUGUCUUUAUUUUUUACUAAUCCUUUGAAAGACCAAAACUAAGCUGUUGGUCUCUUAAGCUAUUUUAUUUUUUUUGGUUUCUACUAAAGACAAUAACCCUUUUAAAGAUGACUAAAUAUAAUAAUUAUAAUUAUAACAAUAACUGUAUAUAAUAGUUAAAAUAAUGUAUUAUUUUUUUAUUACAAAAAAAAUGUAUUGCCAUUACCAUUAUUAUUAUUAGUGAUAGUUAUGAUAAUACUACUUCUACUAGUAAUGAUAAUUAUUAUUGUUAUUAUCAUUACCAUUAUUAUUAAUAGUGAUAAUUAUGAUGAUAAUAACAAUAAUGAAAAUAGUAAUAUUGUAGUAGUAGUAGUGGGAAUAGUAGUAUUACAAUUAUAAACUGGAAAAUCGGCACAUAAUUGGUUUUGAUGGCAUGUCGGUGGCUACACUAUCCAUCAUGCUGCUAAUAAGCUAGCUUGUUGUCAGCUGUUGACCCUCAGCUUAAUAUAAAAUGCCAUUUCCUUUCAAAGUAGUUUCACGUUAACUUAUGUGCCAACAACUAGUCAACAACAAUGUGACAGGCAGCGUGCGUAAUAAAAAGAAUAUAACUUGAUGUCUCAAAGCCAAAUUAGUCCAUUAGACCUGGUCUCAGAGGGUCUGAGGUCUAAAUUAUAGUCUGAUGGCUCAGCUGCAUUUAGAGGAAAACCCAAUGUGAAUUGUGGAAACAGGAAUCUAUCACAUAGAAUGGAGAUGAGUGUCACAGGAUGCAACAGUGUCUCUGGGCAACUUUGAAUAUUUACUAUCAAGUUAUGUAAAAUACGAAAUGCUGCUGAUGUGACAUAGUACUUAAAUAUUAGAAAACAUCAAAUAAUCAAAGGAAUAGCUCAAGGUGAGCUUAUGCAGAAACACAAUAUAUACAGUCUGAACAUAUAUCUAAUGCCAACCCUUCUAGACACAUUCACCUAAAACCCAGCCUGCUGCAAUAACUGUGACACUCCAUCUCUCCAUCAUGUGUUUCUGUUUACAUCUCUCUGACCCUUGAACUGUCUGCGUGGACUCUUAGAGUGCUGAGUCCCAGAUUGUUAUCUUCAUUCAUACUGUAUGUGUUACCUGACAACUCCAUUGUGCAAUAGAUAAUGUUUAUUUUUUAUUGUUGUUUUGUGUAUCCUGUCAAACCAGUGUAAUGUUUUUGAUAUGUAGCGUAUGUGUUUGAUAUGAUUAUUUAUACAUCCACAACCAUCCACUCCUCUGUCCUGAUUUUGUGGAGAAAGUUCAUGCUUUCAUUUCAUUCCAGUAGCUGCAGAACCUGCAAACCUCUCAUUCCUAAAACACUUUUAAUGGAAUUGGAGGAAAGGAAAUGGUAAAGACAAUGUUUGAUUCUCUAUAUUUUUUGAAUUAUCAGAAAUCUUAGCAGUUAAACAAAAACAGAAAUGUUAGUAUGAUGACAGCUGAAAAACAUUUAAACUUAGUACUUCCUUAAUUUUGAUAUUCAUUUCACUUUUAUCUUGAAAUUGUGGAUAUUUCAUUUUGAUACAAAGUCUUUGAAUUCAGUUUUUACUGACAUACUAAUGCUUACUGUAAAACUGUAUUUUUUGGGGGGGACUUCUUACAUUUUGCUCACUUUACUUUUUUUUUCUCACAAGCUUGUUUUUUGUUAAUUUUUUUUACCCUCAAAUGUCCUUCCUCCAAUGUAGGUGAAAUAACCUGAGCUGUCUUUAUUAAGAUGCAUACAAAAUGUAAACAGUCUGUAUAGUAUCAUGUCUGUUAUAUUUGUCCUAUAAAAAUGGAAGAUGAAGAAGACAAAGUAAACUUGAUAAGGAACCAUUUGGAAGGUUGCCUAUGUUACACUAGUAGCUGAGGAGAGAACAGAUGCUGGCUUCUUUUAAACAGUGAUCCUGUCUACAUGGUCUGUACUGUUUACUAGAAUAAACAUUUCAGUUAAAUGAAAA